Cryptotermes secundus is the source of this 1377-nucleotide messenger RNA. It is a transcript of the gene RpL3, whose product is annotated as 60S ribosomal protein L3. The transcript is spliced from 8 exons. The coding region runs from base 100 to 1314 and encodes 404 amino acids. Lineage: Eukaryota; Metazoa; Arthropoda; Insecta; Blattodea; Kalotermitidae. Gene Ontology annotation, molecular function: structural constituent of ribosome; RNA binding. The record is from RefSeq and is a predicted model, not a curated record. Gene Ontology annotation, cellular component: ribosome; cytosolic large ribosomal subunit. Gene Ontology annotation, biological process: translation; ribosomal large subunit assembly.
ACGUCAUGCGGCGGCCGCCAAUAGCAUUGAGUUACAUAUCUGCAUGUAGUUUAUACGUGGCAGAAGCAGGACGAAGAUCUUUCUCCUUUGUACGUCGCUAUGUCUCACCGAAAAUUCAGCGCCCCCCGUCAUGGAUCCAUGGGAUUCUAUCCCAAGAAACGGGCCCAAAGACAUCGUGGUAAAGUGAAGGCUUUCCCGAAAGAUGAUCCAUCAAAGCCUGUCCAUUUGACUGCAUUUAUUGGUUAUAAAGCAGGAAUGACCCAUGUGGUUCGUGAAGCAGAUAGACCUGGAUCAAAGGUAAACAAGAAGGAGAUUGUGGAGGCUGUGACAAUUUUGGAGACCCCACCAAUGGUGGUAGUUGGAGUUGUUGGUUACAUUGAGACCCCUCAUGGGAUGCGUGCUUUGAAAACUGUGUGGGCUGAGCAUUUGUCUGAGGAUUGUAGACGCAGAUUCUAUAAGAACUGGUACAAAUCCAAGAAGAAGGCUUUCACAAAGACGUCAAAGAAAUGGCAGGAUGAACUUGGUCAGAAAUCAAUCGAGAAAGACUUCAGGAAGCUGGUUCGAUACUGCAAGGUCAUCAGAGUUAUCGCACACACACAGAUGAAAUUGUUGAAGAAACGUCAGAAAAAGGCACAUAUUAUGGAGAUUCAACUGAACGGAGGCACCAUUGAACAGAAAGUUCAGUGGGCUCGUGAGCAUCUUGAGAAGCCAGUUCCUGUGUCCCAAGUGUUUGGACCUGAUGAGAUGAUUGAUGUUAUUGGAGUGACAAAAGGAAAAGGCUACAAAGGUGUAACAUCUCGUUGGCAUACAAAGAAAUUACCGCGCAAGACUCACAAGGGUCUGAGGAAGGUUGCUUGUAUUGGAGCUUGGCACCCUAGUAGAGUAUCCUUCACAGUUGCCAGGGCUGGUCAGAAGGGGUACCACCAUCGUACAGAGAUGAACAAGAAGAUUUACCGUAUUGGUCAAGGCAUUCACACAAAGGAUGGCAAGGUUGUGAGGAACAAUGCCUCUACAGAAUAUGAUCUCACAGAGAAGACAAUCACACCAAUGGGAGGCUUCCCUCAUUAUGGUGAGGUCAAUAAUGAUUAUGUGAUGUUGAAGGGAUGUGUUAUGGGCCCCAAGAAGAGAGUUAUCUGUAUGCGCAAGUCUCUACUUGUUCACACGAAGAGGAAGGCACUUGAAAAUAUCAAACUCAAAUUCAUUGAUACAUCUUCAAAGUUUGGUCACGGUCGUUUCCAGACCGCAGCUGAUAAGGCAGCAUUCAUGGGUCAGCUUAAGAAAGAUCGUGUCAAAGAAGAAACAAGUGCACAGUAACUUUUGUUGCAUCUUGCUGUAAUAUGAGAUGAAAUAAAAUUAAUAGUGUGUUACAUGCUGUAA